UUGGCGACCCGGUGGGGGGAAGAGGGAGAAGAAAAAAAAAUGGCGUCUUUCGUGGCUGAGGUGCUGGCGUCGUCCGGGAGGCUGGAGAAGGAGGACAUCAGCACCAAGAUCAGCAAGCUGGCCCGCCGGGUGGAGGAGGUGAAGGGUGAAGUAUGUGACAUGAUCAAUAAGAAGUAUGAGGAGUUCGUCCCAAGUUUAAAAAAUGGAGAGGAUUUGGUAAAUCAAGUGGAUGGGAUAUCGAUGGAGAUAGACGUCCUUAAAUCACAGAUUGAAAAUGAGGUGCAGAGAGAUCUCCGUGUUGCUGUGACUGAGUUCAGUGAGCUGAAACAACAACUGGAGAAAAGUACGGUUUUACUGGGUGUGUUGACCCAAUUACAUGAGUUUGACACUGCCCUUGAAACGCAUCACCAAGCCUUGUUAGAGAAAAACUACAUCAAAUCUGCCACUCAUCUCACUAAGGCACAGUCCAACCUGACCCUACUAAAAUCAAGGAAGGGAGUUGAGCUGAAGAUGUUGCAAGUGCUUCACACAGAGCUGAUUGUACAGAAGGAGAAAUUGCUGUACCAUCUGGGUGAGGAGUGGAAGCAGCUGGCAGUUUGGAACUUGCCCCCUUCACCAGCUCCUAAAAAAGCUGAGGAUUUAUUUGGGUGGACUUUGAAGACUGAGCUGCGCUUGUGCAACAUGACAUCAAAGAAGAAGAGUGAUCUUGAGCCUCUACUUGUGUCGAUACUUCAAGGCUUUGCUAUCCUUGGUGAACUGAGCAGGAAGCUGAAAUUCUUCAGUCAGAUUCUGAUGAAAUACAUUUUGAAACCACUGGUUCUUGAUCCUUCCCUUGAUGUUGAGAUUGAACUUCAGACACAAGAUGCGAUAUUACGGCUCAGUGCAAUUGAAAGGCAAUCUGACCAUGCCUUGCCAGCAGCAGUUUACCAGAAGGUGAUCACUGUGUUGGAGUUCCUACACCAACAUCUUCUUUACGUGUCUCAGUGGGAUUCUGUGGUUUGUAACGUGAAGCAGGAUGUAAUCUUAGCAGAGAUGCUGGGAGAUAUGAUCUGGGAGGAUUUAUCCGAAAUCAUUAUCAAGAAUUGUUUAGUAUAUUCUAUACCAGCAAACAGCAGCCAGUUGGAUCAGUACGAAGAGGUGAUAAAAGAAACAGAUAAAUUUGAGAAGAAGCUUAAAGAGAUGAAAUUUUUGCGGGACCAUUCCACAGACUUGUUAAAAUAUGCAAGGAAUGUAAAUGUUCACUUUGCCAGUAAGAAGUGUCAAGAUGUGAUAGUGACUGCCAGAAACCUGAUGACAUCUGAGAUCCACAACACUGUGAAGAUUACACCCGAUUCUAAGGUCCCCAUACCAAAGCUACCCAGCCUGGGGUUGGUCAGCAGAGCAAAAGCGCCAAAGACGUCCAACAUUGCUCCGAGCGACAUGGUGAACCUGGGGAAUGGAAAGCAGCUCAGCCAUCGGACUCUCUGUGUUCCCACCUGCCGUAUCAGCGAAUCCGUCCAGAAACUGGUGGAACUGGCCUACCAGACUCUCUCUGAGGCCACAAACGCCACGCCUGAAUGUGCCGUUCAGCUUUUCUACACAGUUAGAAACAUGUUCCAUUUGUUCUACGAUGUGGUGCCUACCUAUCAUCGGGAUACCCUGCAGAAGUUACCUCAGCUGGCUGCCAUUCACCACAACAAUUGCAUGUACAUUGCCCACCAUCUAAUUACCCUGGGCCACCAGUUCCAAUGCAGUCUCCCAAGUCCUUUGUGUAAUGGAGCUGCCACCUUUGUAGACUUUGUGCCAAGUUUUAGACGUUUAGGGACGGAAUGUUUCUUAGCGCAAUUGCGUGCCCAAAGAGAUGAGUUGCUGGAAAGGUUGUCGAAUGCAAGAAAUCUUUCAAGCCUGGAUGAUGCAGAUAAUUACUCGGCUGCAAACAAAGCUGUCCGGCAGGUGAUUCAUCAGUUAAAGAGGUUGGGCAAAGUUUGGCAAGAUGUGCUUCCAGUUCAUAUAUAUUGCAAAGCUAUGGGUACUUUGCUUAACACAGCAAUUACAGAAAUUGUGAACAGAGUCACAGUGCUAGAGGAUAUCUCCUCGGAAAGUGCAGACUGUCUCUAUUCAUUAUGUAAAACUAUACUCGAGGAAGGGCCCCAGAUCUUCCAACCACUACCUGAAGAAAGCAGAAACAAAAAGUAUCAAGAAGAAAUUCCAGUAUAUGUGCCAAAGUGGUUGAAAUUCAAGGAGCUAAUGACAGUGCUUCAAGCUAGUCUGCAGGAACUGGUGGACAGAUGGACUGAUGGGAAGGGCCCUCUCGCAGCAGAAUUUUCCCCAGUUGAGGCAAAGAGCCUAAUCCGAGCUUUGUUUCAGAACACAGAGCGAAGAGCAGCAGCACUGGCUAAAAUCAAAUAAAAAUAGUUAUGGUUUUCUAUGUAUUCAAUGAAUUAGAUGUUAAUAAAUGUAUACUUACCUUGUAAACACUAUCUUUUUGCUGAGUUUUUCCAGGUAUUUUUGUUUUUGUUAUCUUUUUAUUUUGUUUUUAAUGUUUCUUAAAAGCCAUACGUCUGUAGAAUAUUGUAGCAAUAUGUUCAAGAAACCAGCUUGUUCUAUCGAUUGUCGCCUGGAAUAAAAAAAAUGUAUAUA
Carcharodon carcharias (great white shark) is the source of this 2619-nucleotide messenger RNA. RefSeq names its product zw10 kinetochore protein (gene zw10). The transcript is spliced from 16 exons. NCBI's taxonomy places the organism in Eukaryota, Metazoa, Chordata, Chondrichthyes, Lamniformes, Lamnidae. Gene Ontology annotation, biological process: endoplasmic reticulum to Golgi vesicle-mediated transport; mitotic spindle assembly checkpoint signaling; mitotic cell cycle. Gene Ontology annotation, cellular component: RZZ complex; chromosome, centromeric region; nucleus. The record is from RefSeq and is a predicted model, not a curated record. Bases 40 to 2388 code for a protein of 782 amino acids.